This is a messenger RNA of Sphaeramia orbicularis (orbiculate cardinalfish), 851 nucleotides long. It is a transcript of the gene med29, whose product is annotated as mediator complex subunit 29. Lineage: Eukaryota; Metazoa; Chordata; Actinopteri; Kurtiformes; Apogonidae. Gene Ontology annotation, cellular component: mediator complex. Gene Ontology annotation, molecular function: transcription coregulator activity; transcription factor binding. The transcript has 4 exons. Gene Ontology annotation, biological process: regulation of transcription by RNA polymerase II. The record is from RefSeq and is a predicted model, not a curated record. Bases 30 to 566 code for a protein of 178 amino acids.
AUCCGGUAAGUAGACCGUACCCGGCCAAGAUGGCGUCUCAGCAACAACAGCCUCCCGGUGGGCCGAUGCCUCAACCCGGAUUACAACAAUCUGCCACAUUACAACAGCAACAACAACAGCUCAGUCAACAACAAGACUUUGAUCCAGUUCAUAGAUUUAAAAUGCUAAUUCCUCAGCUGAAGGAGAGUUUGCAGAAUCUUAUGAAAAUUGCAUCCUUGAAUUUGGCCCAUAACACGGCGAUCGACAACGGCAUCAAAAGCAGUGACGCUACCGUUCAGCGUUUUGACAAAAGCCUGGAGGAGUUUUAUGCCCUUUGUGAUCAGGUGGAGCUGUGUUUGCGGCUGGCAUACGAGUGCCUCUCCCAGAGCAUCGACAGCGCCAAGCACUCACCCAACCUGGUCCCGACAGCAACCAAACCAGACACAGUGCAGACAGAGUCCAUGUCUUAUGCUCAGUACCUUGGGAUGAUUAAGUCUCAGAUCACAUGUGCCAAAGACAUCCAUAAUGCUUUGCUGGAGUGUUCUAAGAAGAUUGCAGGAAAAGGACAGCCUCAGGGAAUGAUGUAAACCUGAACUGACUCCAUAUUAUUUUUUUGCAUCUGUUGAUGUAUAUGACAGGGGAUGGAUUUCACUUUCCUUCUCUGAAUAUUUAAAUUUCAGUUUUGCAUUUUGCUGUUCAAGAUCCUGUGUAUUUUCACUUCUAUGUUCAUGUAAACCUUGUGUAAAUAUUUUUGACAAAAUGUCAUGGUCUUAAAUGACCUGCAGAUGGCAGCAGAGUUGUAAGUACCAGCUUACCAAACGCCACAAAUCUUUUGUAGUUUAUUUGUAUUGAAUAAAACCUUUCUACCAAUA